AGUUAACGUUUCUUAGGCUUUAUAUUGUUUCUUGGAUAACUAAAGUGUAAUAUCUGUUGCUUUGAUUGCAAAAGCUUUGAUUGUUAAAAAUUAAGAUAAAUUAAAAAACUUUUACGUUAUUUACAGUUUCACGAGAAGAUGCUUUGUCCGAGAAAGUUUGGUUAAAAUAUUCAAAUUACACUUGAGUGAAAUCAUCUUAAAUGUAGAUUAAUAAGUUUACUUUUAUUCAAGUUUCGCUUUAUUCUUCGUUUCAUCUCCAACAUCAUAAUCAUGCCUUUUUAUACAAAAAUAGGAAACUUUGCCGCUGUAACUUGGUGUUCAUUUGGUUCUGCUCUAAUCGGCUUGUUCCUGAUGUUGAUUGGCGGAAUCCUCACUGGUAUUGCUUACACAGAAAUUACUCCACCCGAUUACGAUGACAAUUACAAGAGGUAUAUUGGAUCAAAUGUAUUAAGAGUUGUCGGACCCUUUUCGUUUGGAUUUGGAGGGUUACUCGUUUUUGGUAGCUGUGGCUUGUUUACAUUUGCUUUUGUAAGUGAAAGUCGGAAACAUCGAGGAAGCGCUGGACACAUUAAUUACGAUUCAAGAAUCGUAGAGCCCGAAGUGGAGAAACUUCAGAAUCCAUGAAUGGAUUACUAAUACAGCUUUUUUAUUCCGAUGAUGGAAACACUUUAUCCAUCAUUUUGUAUGAUGAAAUCCAUCAACAUUUGUCAUCAUUAACGAUCGUUGCAAUGUGAAUAUGAAUAAUUGAAAUUUUAUAAUAAUACCAAAAGCUACCUCACUUUUGA
Tetranychus urticae (two-spotted spider mite) is the source of this 785-nucleotide messenger RNA. The record is from RefSeq and is a predicted model, not a curated record. NCBI's taxonomy places the organism in Eukaryota, Metazoa, Arthropoda, Arachnida, Trombidiformes, Tetranychidae.